Prorocentrum cordatum is the source of this 2312-nucleotide messenger RNA. Lineage: Eukaryota; Dinophyceae; Prorocentrales; Prorocentraceae. The record is from the annotation of a GenBank genome assembly.
AGUCGUUUUGUAUCAAGGCAGGGUGUUCCGCGGCGCCCCCCCCUCGCCGAGCGCAGCGACCCACCGGCUGCAAUGUCCACCUCCAUCAGCGUGGGGUCCAACGGCGUCGGCGUCAUCACUCUCGACAACAAGCCCGUGAACUCGCUUUGCGAGUCGCUCGUCUUGUCGUUCAAGCAGGAGUUCCCGAAGCUGCUGAACAACCCAGAGGUGAAGGCCAUCGUCGUCACGGGCGCCAACGGCUUCUUCUGCGGCGGCGCGGAGAUCACGGAGUUCGCCAAAGGGUUUAUGAUGGGCAAGGAGGCCUACAAGAAGAUGUCGCCGUCGGUGGCCCUCUACGAGAUGUUCGACAUGAUCGACUCCUCGCCGAAGACCACCGUGGCCGCCGUGAACGGCGCGGCCCUGGGCGGUGGGCUCGAGCUGGCCCUCGCCUGCCACUACCGCCUGGCCUCGCCGAAGGCCUCCGUGGGCUUCCCGGAGGUCAACCUGGGCCUCCUGCCCGGCGGGCAGGGCACGCAGCGCAUACCCCGCGUGGCGCCCCUGCCCGUGGCCAUCCAGCUGUGCAUCAUGGGCAAGCCCAUGAAGGUAGACCAGGCGAAGAAGAACGGCAUCGUGGACGCGAUAGCGCAGGGCGACGACAUCGUCGGCGAGGCGGCGGCGCUCGCGCUGGGCAGGCAGCCGAGCCCCGUGUCGCAGCGCGAGGUGCCCUUCGAGAACAAGAUGAUGGCCGUGGGCGGUGCGCUGGAUCAGGCGCUCGUCAUGGCGGACAAGGCUGCGCCCGGGAUGGUGGCGCCCAAGGCCAUCGUGGAGUGCUUGCGGGCUGCAUGCUCCAACAAGUACAGCUUCAGGGACGGGCUCAAGGUGGAGGCGGAGCAGUUCACCGAACUCAUGUUUGGCCUGCAGUCGAAGGCGCUGCAGCACCUCUUCUUCGCGGAACGGGCCGCCCAGAAGGUGCCGGGCCUCACCGCCAAGCCAGCCCCCAUCAAGAAGGUCGGCAUCCUGGGCGCGGGGCUGAUGGGCGGCGGCAUCGCCAUGUGCUUCGCGGAGAAGGGCGUGCCGGUGGUGCUGAAGGACGCCAAGGAGGAGUGGUUGAGCGACGGGCUCAAGAAGAUCCAGGGGCUCUGGGGGGCCCAGGCGAAGAGGGGCAAGAUUUCGGAGGACAAGUUCAAGAAGUUGAUAGACCUCAUCAAGCCGACGCUCAAGUACGAGGACUUCUCCGAUGUUGACAUGGUGAUCGAGGCGGUGCCAGAGAUCAUGGAUCUCAAGAAGCAGGUGUUCCUGGACAUGGAGAAGCACAUGCGCCCAGACGCCUUCAUAUGCACCAACACCAGUGGCCUCAACAUCGACGACAUCGCCUCCGUGCUGAAGGACCCCUCGCGGGUGAUGGGCUGCCACUUCUUCUCGCCCGCCAACGUUAUGCAGCUGCUCGAGAACAUCCGAACCAAACAUUCCAGCGACCUGACGCUGGCAACCGGCAUGGCGAUGGGGAAGCUCAUCGGCAAGAAGGCCGUCAUGGUCGGCAACUGCGACGGCUUCGUGGGCAACCGCAUGCUCGCUCCUUAUGCCAGCGAGGCCAAGCAGCUCAUCGAGGAGGGCGCCGAUAUCUUGCAGGUUGACGGGGUGGCGACGGACCUGGGGAUGGCCAUGGGCCCGAUUGCGCUGGGCGACCUGGUGGGACUCGAGCUCUUCUGGAAGCAGCGCAAGGCCGCUGGGGACAUGAAAAAGCAGACCAAGACCUACAUGGGCCCGUAUGAGCUCGGCGACUGGCUGUGCGAGAACGGUCGGUUCGGCAUGAAGACCCCCGACCCGAAGAUCAAUGCCACUGGCCGAGGCAUUUUCAUCCACCGCGGUCGCGACAAGCACGUCGAUCCUGAGGUGGUGGCCAAGAUAGAGGAGAUCAGGAAAGCCAAAGGGGUCACGCCGAGGAAGGUCGAGAACGAGGAGAUCAUGGAGAGGCUGUUUUUCUCACUGAUCAACGAGGGCUUCAAGAUUCUCGAGGAGGGCUUCGUGGCCAAGCCGUCCGACAUCGACAUUGUGUACAUCUUCGGCUACGGCUUCCCCCCCGCCAAGGGUGGGCCCAUGUUCUUCGCGGAGAACUACGUGGGGCUCAACAAAGUGCUGGAGAGGAUCAAGGUGUACGCUGCCGCGGCCAAGCAGAGAUACACCACGAACCCCGCAUACCUGCCGGUGGACUACUUCGAGCCCUCCCAGCUCCUGGAGGCGUGCGCCGCGGAGGAGGCCAAGGGCACCAAGGCGUGGCCCGGCACCUCGCUGAUCGAGAUGACGAUGAAGAAGUACCGGAAGCAGCAGCAGGC